AUGCCUCACUCAGUAUCAUCCGGCUCUGCGCAGAAUGAUGAUGAGAUGCCGGAUGCCCCUCCAGUCGAGACCUCAACUGAGACUCGCGUCAGACUCGAGGAUAUGUUCGACGGCGAUGAUGAUGGUGAUGACGAUGAGGAGUUCCCGGCUUCCGCAGAUGUGAAGAUGGAUUCUCCGCCAAAGGAAGAGCCUCCAGCACCAACACCAUCGGGUGUGGACCCAGAUAUCAUGCUCGCCUUUUAUCAACGACUUUUCCCCUUCCGAUACCUCUUUCAAUGGCUGAAUCAUGGAAUUGUACCCACAAAAGACUUCGGCAACCGCGAAUUUGCAUUGACACUGCAAAAUGACGCCUAUCUCCGGUACCAAUCAUAUCCAACUGCUGACCUGUUCCGGAAAGACAUACUUAAAAUGAACCCUUCUCGUUUCGAAAUCGGACCUGUCUAUAGCACCAACCCACGCGAUCGGAAAACGCUACGAGGCGGUCAGAUGAAGCCAGUCUCGAAGGAAUUGGUUUUUGAUAUUGAUUUGACUGAUUACGAUGAUAUUCGUACAUGUUGUGUCAAGGCGAAUAUUUGUGCUAAGUGCUGGUCAUUUGUGACAAUGUCAAUCAAGGUCAUCGACACCGCACUACGGGAGGACUUUGGGUUUGAACACAUCCUCUGGGUUUACUCUGGUCGUCGUGGUGCUCACGCCUGGGUAUGCGAUCCCCGUGCGCGCAACCUCACAGAUGACCGACGCCGAGCCAUUGCUGGUUAUCUUGAAAUAAUCCGCGGGGGGUCACAAAGCGGGAAAAAGGUCAACAUCAAACGGCCACUACACCCCCAUAUUGUACGCAGUCUUGAGUUGCUCAAACACGACUUUGCCCGGACCACACUCGGUGAUCAAGAUACAUUCGAAUCUGCCGAGCAGGCAGAACGCCUUCUGUCCUUGUUGCCUGACAAGACCUUAAACGACUCCUUACGGAGGAAAUGGGAAUCCUCUCCAGAUCGUGCCAGCACCAGCAAAUGGGCCGAUAUCGAUUCACUUGCAAAGACCGGUAAGAGCAGCACGUUAAACCCGGCGACGCUCAGGGAUGCGAAGCAAGAUAUUGUCUUGGAAUAUACCUACCCACGCCUGGAUGCCGAGGUCAGCAAAAAGAUGAUUCAUUUGCUCAAGAGUCCCUUUGUUAUUCACCCCGGCACUGGCCGUAUUUGUGUUCCCAUCGAUCCUCGCAAUGCAGAAAACUUCGAUCCUCUUUCCGUCCCGACGGUGAUGAACCUACUUGCUGAGAUUGAUGAAUAUGACGCGAAACACUCUGUUGGCACAGCGGAGGCAGAUAUCCCCGACGCUGAAGGCAGUGCGAUGAAUGGCUCCGACAUUAAGGGUAGCCGUAAGGUGCAGGAUUAUGAAAAGACCAGCCUGAAACCUUAUAUCGAUUUCUUCCGUUCCUUCAUCGCAGGCCUCAUCAAGGAAGAGCGUGCUGGUAAGCGUGAACGAGAUGAUAGUGGCCCUGUUGUUAAGGCUGAUCCUAUGGAAUUCUAA
Molecule: messenger RNA, 1521 nt
Organism: Penicillium roqueforti
Lineage: Eukaryota; Fungi; Ascomycota; Eurotiomycetes; Eurotiales; Aspergillaceae
Product: DNA primase subunit PRI1
Exons: 3
Coding region: 1-1521 (506 amino acids)
Biological process (GO): DNA replication, synthesis of primer
Cellular component (GO): alpha DNA polymerase:primase complex
Source: RefSeq, a predicted model, not a curated record